Messenger RNA from Labrus bergylta (ballan wrasse), 1228 nucleotides. It is a transcript of the gene cnot9, whose product is annotated as CCR4-NOT transcription complex subunit 9. NCBI's taxonomy places the organism in Eukaryota, Metazoa, Chordata, Actinopteri, Labriformes, Labridae. Gene Ontology annotation, cellular component: CCR4-NOT complex; CCR4-NOT core complex; P-body. Gene Ontology annotation, biological process: negative regulation of translation; mRNA catabolic process. The record is from RefSeq and is a predicted model, not a curated record.
AACACCCGAAGAAGAAGAAGCAGAAGGAACAGCAGAAUCUUCUGUGUUUUCAUAUGAAAUAAUUCUGAUUUAAUUCUAACUGGAACACUGAAUAAAUAAAAGUAGAGGCGGUUUAAAGGGAGCUUUAUUUUGUAGCGGAACAGGAUGUUGGCGACGGGAGCGGCUGUGACCUCAGCUCUGGCUCAGGUGGACAGAGAGAAGAUCUACCAGUGGAUCAACGAGCUGUCCAACCCAGAGACGAGAGAGAACGCCCUCCUGGAGCUCAGCAAGAAGAGGGAGUCCGUGCCCGACCUCGCCCCCAUGCUGUGGCACUCGUGUGGAACCAUCGCCGGCCUGCUGCAGGAAAUCGUCAACAUCUACCCGUCGAUCAACCCCCCGACGCUGAGCGCUCAUCAGUCCAACAGAGUGUGUAACGCCCUCGCUCUGCUGCAGUGUGUGGCCUCCCAUCCAGAGACGCGGUCGGCAUUUCUGGCUGCUCACAUCCCGCUCUUCCUCUACCCGUUCUUACACACCGUCAGUAAAACCCGACCGUUUGAAUACCUCCGCCUCACCAGCUUAGGAGUCAUCGGUGCUUUAGUAAAAACAGACGAGCAGGAAGUGAUUAACUUCCUGUUGACCACCGAGAUCAUCCCUUUGUGCCUUCGCAUCAUGGAGUCGGGCAGCGAGCUCUCCAAAACGGUGGCGACGUUCAUCCUGCAGAAGAUCCUCCUGGAUGACACGGGCCUCGCCUACAUCUGUCAGACCUACGAGCGCUUCUCUCACGUCGCCAUGAUUCUCGGUAAAAUGAUCCUCCAGCUGUCCAAAGAGCCGUGCCGCCUCCUCAAACACGUGGUGAGGUGUUACCUCCGCCUGUCCGACAACUCCAGGGCCCGUGAAGCUCUGCGUCAGUGCCUCCCCGAUCAGCUCAAAGACACAACGUUCGCCGCCGUGCUCAAGGACGACACGACCACCAAACGCUGGCUGGCCCAGCUGGUGAAGAACCUGCAGGAGGGUCAGGUGACCGACCCGCGGGGCAUCCCCCUCUUAACGCAGUGACCCCUCCUCCGCCUCCUCUCCGCCUAAAGGAAACCAGCACACACCUGCCUUGGGGACAGAGGAGCUCCGAUCAUGACGGACGCCUCUGUUUCUUAUCAAAGACUUUUGAAAACAAAGAUGGCGUCUCUGCGGAGUCAGAGCGCCUGAGACGUUUUCUGCCGCUGAUCAAUAAACUGUCGCACAACAACAACAA